Messenger RNA from Helianthus annuus (common sunflower), 2248 nucleotides. RefSeq lists its product as uncharacterized. The record is from RefSeq and is a predicted model, not a curated record. Lineage: Eukaryota; Viridiplantae; Streptophyta; Magnoliopsida; Asterales; Asteraceae. The transcript is spliced from 7 exons. The coding region runs from base 960 to 2117 and encodes 385 amino acids.
AUUGUUUCAUAUGAAAGACAUCUUCUUUUUCCCCUAAAACCACGUUCCUCAAUUUUCCCUAAAACCCUCUAGCAGAACCCACUUCCCUCCAGAGAAUCAAGUUUUUUCCUGCGAUUUCGGGCAAGAAACCACCGCCGUCACCGGCUGCUGGUAAGUUCCAUCCUCUUUAUCUUCUUUUUUGUUCAUUUAGGGUUUAAUUUUAUCUUUAUUUACAUGUUUCCGGCGAUUACCGGUGGUUUUCGGUCGUCUGGAGUGUUCGAAGGUUCAUUGUUUCACUUCUUCAAGCUGAGUUCAGCAAGUUACCCUGUUGCCUUGGCAAGAUUUGAUCAACAUUCUUCAAAAUCAUAGCUUGAGACAUAUGAACAUUAUUCUGGGCAACUUGCUGUAGUAAGGGAUCUUCUUGGGGUCUGGUAAAGGACGAUUUACAAAAGACAAUAUUGUAUUCAUCGACAUCAGUCGUGAGAUGUAUCCUGGAAUCGAGUGGUAUGAUCAUCAGCAAUACAUUUUAGCUACACAAGCUAAACAAGUGUUCUAUCUCCAAGAUCCUUCUCAAAGAACCGGAAAUUGGAGGGUUGUGGAAGACGUUCACCAUCGAAAACUUUGGGAUCAUCCAAGUAUGAGUGUUGCUAAUGAGGCUGAUGUAUUGCACGCCACUCAAUCUUCGAAUUAUAACUUGGUUGUCGAUUCAGGCUAUGAAGUUGGUGAAUCAAGUACACGAGACACUCAAUCAUUUGAUUGUAACUUGGUUGUUGACUUAGGCUACUUGCCCAUGAGGACGACCUUAAGUGAAGGUGGUGAAGACGAAGACGAAGACGAAGAAGAAGAAGAAGAAGAAGAAGAAGAAGAAGAAGAAGAAGAUGAUGAAGAUGAAUACACUUCAAGUGAGGAAGACGAAAUAAAUGAUGAUAUGGACGUUGACGGUGAUGACAAUGAUCUUGUAGACACACAUUAUUGUAGUGAUGAUUCCGAUUAAAUACAUGGUAAAUGUUGCUAGCUUACAUGGUGGGGAUGGGGGGAAUGAUCCUCCCCAUGGUCAUAAUCAUAGGAUACCUACGAGUUGUCAGUCAUCUAAAUGCAAGAAAACCCGUUCGGUUGGAAGAAGCCUCAAUCUAUAUGAAGCAUUUAAAAAAAAUGGUAAUAAGCCACUCCCCCUUGAAUAUAGUACAACAGAACGCCAAUUUAGGGCCGUGGGAGACAAUUAUCAGAUGUAUGUGAGGAAGAUAUCCCAAGAGGUCGAUUCAGAGGUUCCUUACCAUUAUUCUAGUUGGAAGAAUGUUGAUGCUAAGUAUAAAAAGGCCAUACUUGCCACAAUUGCUCACUAUUUUGAUAUGAAAAGUUUCCAAAAUACGGAGCAUUGGGAUGCAAUCAAGGAAGGGAUACAAGUAGAAUGUGCAAGCCGUUUCAAGGACAGAAAGGCAGGAAUGAAAAAACAUUUUGAUAAGCAUGGAGGUUAUAAAGAUGUUGAAGAGGCAAAGAAACACCCCCCUGAGUCAAUGAAUCCAGAAGCGUGGUGUAAGCUCAUUGAUGGCUUGUUCACAACUCCCGCGUAUAUGAAUCGUUCUGAAAAAAAUAAGGCAAACAGAUCAAAACAACUUUAUGGAAGUUAUCACGGGAGUCAAUCUCUUGCCGAUAGGCGACACAAAGAGGUUAAAGAAACCGGGCUAGCCCGCUAUGUUAAAGGUUGGAAAGAAAUGCAUUAUAAGAAAGGCAAAUGGAUUAACGAAAAUGCAAAACACGCUUUGGAAAACAUUGAAGAAGAGUAUAAUAGAUCAUUGUCGUGCUCGGGUGGGGAUGAAAUGGAGGUUGAUCAAGUUGGGUGUCUUAAAAAAGCUUUAGGGACUCGCCAUUCUCACUUACGGGGCGUUGGACGAGUUUUGAAAAGUGUAACACCCGAACUAUUCCCUAAUGUAAAUAGGGAUGUAGAGGAUGAGCGUUGGCGAAAACAAGAAGAAGCUAAUGAGAAGUUGCAAAAAGAUAAUGCGGCUUUGAAAGCACAAAUGAAACAUAUAUUGAAGUUGGUACUUCCUGGCUCGUCAUUUCCACUUGAAGAAGAAGAUGAUCAAGAAGAGGAACAAGAGGAGGAACAAGAAGAUCAACAAGAUGAUGAAUUUGUUUAACUUAGUUUCGUUUAGUUUAGCUUGGAAGAAUGUAUUUGAAUGAUAUAUUGCAACUUUUAAGUAUUUAGAUGUUAUGGCUAUUAUAUUAGAAUUGACCUUAGUUUGAUUUUAAAAUUUGUCGUUUGAACGCA